CGCAAUCGGUGGUGUCGCACCGUUCGCUUCCAUCUCGCGUGGCACGAGAGCAACUAGAUCGAUUCCAGUCCAAUUUAGAUUUUUCGUCGCUUAAACGUCACGCUUCUGUACCGAAUAUUUAUAUUAUGCCAGGUGUCGUGGGGAUUUAUCUUGUAGCCAAACUUUGUGCAAGUGGUAGAGUGGCACGAUUUUCGCGAAAAAUGUGCGAAAGUUGUGAAUUGAUCGAGGUUGUCGUAGUGGGUCUCGUUUCACCGUUCAUUUUCUUCCAUUUUUGAGAGGAAUUCAAAAUAUCGAAUGGAUUAAUCGACAGAAAGAACGAGAAUGGAUUACUGUUAUUCGUUCUUCGAUCUUCUUCGAUCCUGUUUCCUAUAAUAUAUAUUUCGAAUCUUUUUCUUCUGUGAAAGGAAUACGUACAUAGUAAAAUUAUAUACAGGUAUUGGCUUAACACAAUUCACAAAAUUAAAUAUUUCAAAAGUAAAUUGCAUUAUCACCUUCAAUAUUGACAUUGUUGGUAUUAUCAGUGCUACUCUAAUUUCUCUCCAUUGCAACCGACACGUCGAGUCCACGAUUCAAAACAACAGAUUGAACAACAGAGGAUCGAGGAUAAAAAUAUGACGGUGACUAAAACGAAUGGGAAAGCGGCGAUAGAGACGAGAAUUUUCAAGGAGGAUGAGAAGGAGGUUCGAAAUAAUAGCGCGUUGUUAUCUAUGGGAAAGGAGAGAGAGGAGGAGGAUGAAGACGAGAUCACGUUGGAAGAUUUGGCUCCCGAUGGUGGUUGGGGAUGGGUGGUCGCUGUAGCCAUGAUACUGAUCUUUAUUACGACGUUCGGGCCAACUUCGUCGUUUGGAAUAAUAUUCGGCGAUUUUCUGGAAGAAACUGGCCAAGCUGGUACCGCGAUGACACUUUUCAAUUCCGUUUUCAUGGUCACAUUCUCUAUUGCCGGUUUGAUGACCAACACUCUGCUCAAGAGGUAUUCCAUGAGGCCGGUGGGGGUGGUAGGGGCGAUGCUGUUCUCGUUUCCAAACGUGUGCCUCGCGUUCGUGCGGAACGUGUACGAGAUGGCAUUGAUAAAUUUCCUGCAAGGAUUAGGGCUCGGCCUGAUUUUCACCAUUUGCAACACGAAUUUCAACGCGUACUUCGUGAAGAGGAGGGCGCCGGUGAUGAGCGCGGCCCAAGUGAUCGUCGGCCUCGGUGGAAUCGCGUAUCCCAUAUGCAUCGAGAAAAUGAUGAGAAUGUACGGGUUUCGAGGGACCGCGUUAAUGACGGGCGCCAUGAGUUUGAACUCCAUCGUCGGGAUGACGAUGAUGCAUCCCGUUGAGUGGCACGCGAGGAAACCGGAAGACGUCAGGGCGGAGAAGAGGCGGGCGAAAGAGGAGUGGAAAUUGCGUGGUGUAAUACCGGCGUCGGAUCGUCGUUACAGCGAUUUUAUAACAGCUCCUGUAAAAACAAGAUGCAGCAGCUUAACGAGCCUCAAGGACGAGAGUGGAAAACAGGUUCCGCUUUUGAUUGAAACGUUGAAAACGCCAGCGAAAAGGGUAGCCUCGAUAUCCGAGAUCGAAGACAGAAUUUACAAUCGAAUGAAAUCUAAAUCGAUGCGUGAAUUGUUGACGCAACGAUUAUCCGCGUUUUCCUCGUCAAGUUUGGUGAAUUUGGUGACGGGGAUCGGAAGCCUAGGGGACACUAGGCAGCAUCACUCGGACGGGACGAAAGUGAGGAAAAUAGAGAAGGGAGUGCAAGUUGCGAUGGAAGAGAAAAAGGAUAUCGGUAAAGGUUCUCUACAAGAAAUCUGGGAAGAACUUCUGGAUGUCUCGCUUUUAAAGAAUUGCGGUUUCAUAAACAUUUGUAUGGGAAUCAGUUUCGUGUUGUCGAGCGACUUCAUAUUUUCUUACCUUUUGCCACUGAUGAUGACCAACAGUGGUUACACGAAAAGUCAAGCGGCCUUGGCAAUUACCGUCUGUGCAACCGCGGAAUUAGUAUCCAAGAUUUUGCUCGCAAUUUUCACUUUGUUGGUAAAAGUCAAAGCGAAAUAUAUAUUCUUCGUCGCUAUGAUUGGCAUGGCGUUCGCAAAAAUUGGUUACUUAAUAUACAAUGAAACGUUGGUCGGCAUGUUUGUGAUGAUAACGAUUAUAGGAAUGGUCAGAUCAUGGUUGUUGGUCCCUCAACCGUUAGUUAUCAUAGAGGAUGUUUGUAUAAAUAAAUUCGCCUCGGCGUACGGUAUUGCCGGGGCUAUUAACGGAAUGGUUUCUAUAGUGUGUGGCCCGAUCGUUGGAUUCAUGAAGGAUUGGACCAACAGUUUCGUCGUUUGCCAGCUCGCCCUUAUUCUAAUGAACGUCCUGUUCGUUAUCCCGUGGGCAGUACAAUUCUUCUCGGUUGAUUUACUAAAGAGGAGGAAGGAACGGGCGGAUAAUAAAAUUGCCGCCCAAACUUCCGCUCCCUUUUCUACGGAUUGAAAGAAGGAGAGAGAAAGACAUUGUUGUGCUCUGUAUAUAUAUAUAUAUAUAUGUAUAUACAUGCACGCAUUUGCUAUAUAUAUUUUGUACAAAAGACGAGAAAUUAUUUUAUUAUUUAUAAAAAUAUAUA
Messenger RNA from Apis laboriosa (Himalayan honeybee), 2580 nucleotides. RefSeq lists its product as uncharacterized. NCBI's taxonomy places the organism in Eukaryota, Metazoa, Arthropoda, Insecta, Hymenoptera, Apidae. Bases 612 to 2450 code for a protein of 612 amino acids. Gene Ontology annotation, biological process: monocarboxylic acid transport; transmembrane transport. The transcript has 11 exons. The record is from RefSeq and is a predicted model, not a curated record. Gene Ontology annotation, molecular function: monocarboxylic acid transmembrane transporter activity.